GAGUUUCUAAUGUUCCGUUUUUCUCAAUAACAGAGUAGGUCAUCAGGAGGAGGCUUUGUCUAGUCAUGAACGAAGGUAAUGAUCAUUUAUCGCGAUACUGGUGGGGGCGACCUACCUUGGUCGUAAUUACUGAAUCAGACUCGAUCAUGAUUUAGUCGCGUGAACUUUGUUUUUCUGUCUAUCAACAAGAAGACAUGAUGGGACAUCCAAAUGCAUAUAUAUGCCCGCGUAUCUCUGUAUCCUUACUUCUCUUUCAAUUCAUCAGUCUGCCCAGUAAGUCCUUUAUUCACUCAACUUGCAAUAUGUCCGCAGAAAAUACCCCUCUUUUAUCUGAGCUCACCCCUUCGCAUCACCGCCCUGCGUCUACCUCGUCCUCAGUGUCGUUCUUUCCACCUGCCCUACAGAAAUUUCGUCUCGCAGUCGGCAUUAAUGUUCCUGUAACCUCACCUGCAAUGUUUCCACCUUCUGACUUCGAAAAUCUACGUGGAAAUUCCUACGGUAUUUACAAAUCUGUUCUUGUUCAACAGCGCAACUUCUCCUUGCAAUAUCACCUCAUGGAAGGUGUAUACUAUAUUUCUAUACUCUCGCAGCUCUUCAUCGGUGGUGUCCUCGCUUCAUCUGGCCAACUAUCUCAAACGUACCCGCAGGCAGUUCCCAUAUUAGGAGUUGCCAACACAUGUUUAGCUGGAGUUCUAGGACUCCUGAAGAGUCAAGGAUUGCCGGAUCGACUGCGCAAAGACGAGUUUGAGAUGCGAAAAGUCCAAGACUUUAUUGAGGAAUGCGAUGCUAGGCUGGCAAUUGGAUGGGGAGAGACAAUCAGUGAAUCGGAGGUGGAUGGUCUGAUUAAGGAAGUGUUUGAUCAUUACAGUGUCGCGAGGGACACUACGGAGAUGAACAGACCAACCAAUUAUACAUAUCAGGCCGAUGGGGAUGGAACUGGAAACAGAGGAGCCAUGAAUCUACAGCGCAAAAUGCAUUCUGAGUCGGCAAAUCCUAGGCGUUCGGUCGGAGGCAGACAGAGUAAUAUUUCGGUCGGUGGGAAUGGGAAAUCUUUGCAGAUAUAUUAGUGUGCUCCUCGUCUUUGGCCCUUGCUUUCACUUCCUCGCUACCCCCUAAAUUUGCUACCUUUGGAAGAGAUUCAAUACCCUACAGGUUAUUGAGUUAACCAGUAAAUACCAUUUAAUACAAAUUACGCGUCCAGACUUCA
Molecule: messenger RNA, 1207 nt
Organism: Botrytis cinerea B05.10
Lineage: Eukaryota; Fungi; Ascomycota; Leotiomycetes; Helotiales; Sclerotiniaceae
Exons: 1
Coding region: 303-1067 (254 amino acids)
Source: RefSeq, a predicted model, not a curated record